Molecule: messenger RNA, 1992 nt
Organism: Tachysurus fulvidraco (yellow catfish)
Lineage: Eukaryota; Metazoa; Chordata; Actinopteri; Siluriformes; Bagridae
Exons: 9
Coding region: 6-1436 (476 amino acids)
Biological process (GO): response to bacterium
Source: RefSeq, a predicted model, not a curated record
GAACAAUGAUCACACUCUUUAUUGCUCUUUGUCUCUUAACAUCAGUGAAACCUUCUAACAUCAAGGAGAUUCAAGUUAAAAAAAUAAAGAUUGGAGAAGAUGUUACUAUAAAAUGCGGCGUGUCCAGUGACAAAGAUAACAUUGUUUGGUUCAAACAGAGUUUUGGAAAGGUUCCUCAGUUGUUAGGGAGAACAGUGGGGAAAGAUUUCAGACCUAAUGAUAAACGCUUCAGUGUUAGUGAUGUAAAAUUGUUUAAUCUCAACAUUACAAAUGUGACAGAAGAGGAUACAGGAACAUACUUCUGUGUAGAAAUGCUGAACACUUCACCAGACUUUACAUCUGGAACCCUUUUGGUUGUUGAAGAUGAGGAGAGGAAACGAUCUCCUCCAGCUGUAAAGGUGUUGGAGAACGGAGAGUCGCUCACACUCCAGUGUUCAGUACAAGCCAUUACUUCAAGCUGUGAAGAACCGAGCGUGUACUGGUUCAGACACGGCUCAGGAGAAUCUGAUCCAGGAAUCAUUUACACUCAUGGAAACACCAGUGAUGAGUGUAAGAAGAGCUCUGAGGCUGGUUCUCCUCCACAGAGCUGUGUCUACACUCUCCCCAAGAGGAAGCUCACAACCUCUGGUAAAGAAACGCUCUACUGUGCUGUGGCUGAGUGUGGACAAAUCCUCUUCAGGAAUGGAAUUAUACUUUUAUAUCCAGAGAAAAGUGAAAACAACUGGAUUAAUCCCUUAAUAGCCUCCAAUAUAUUCUCUGUUAUCGUAAUCACACUUCUGCUUGGAGUUUUAUAUAAAAAUCACAGAAAAGAUGCUUCAUCAAGCAACCAUCAAAUUCCCACCAAUCAGACUGCUGAUGAUGAUGAUGAUGAUGUCUUGAACUAUGCAGCUGUGAGUUUUGCUAAAAAACCUUCAUCCUCCAGAACAUCCAGAGCCAAAAAUACCCAUGAAGACGUUUACGCUCAAGUUAAAAUUAUAAAGACACGACACACAGUAAUACACCUGGAACUACACACAGAGGUUCACACAGCAGCAAUAAAACAAGUAAUAAUUUGGUUUCCUUUCACUGUCUAUAACAGAAUGUUCCAUAGUGACAACCUCUCACUGUUCAUAAAUCAUACAAUAUUUAUACAAGUUGUAGAUUUAUACAUUGUGUGUAUUUUCAUCAUUCCAGGUGAACAGAAGUGGAUUAAUCCCUUAAUAGCCUCCAAUAUAUUCUCUGUUAUCGUAAUCACACUUCUGCUUGGAGUUUUAUAUAAAAAUCACAGAAAAGAUGCUUCAUCAAGCAACCAUCAAAUUCCCACCAAUCAGACUGCUGCUGCUGAUGAUGUCUUGAACUAUGCAGCUGUGAGUUUUGCUAAAAAACCUUCAUCCUCCAGAACAUCCAGAGCCAAAAAUACCCAUGAAGACGUUUACGCUCAAGUUAAAAUAAAAUAGAGAAAUUAUAUUUUUUACUUUUGUGUAUUUUUUAAUGAGGCCUUCUUCAGGUUUCCUCAGCAUUUUUUUUUAAAUAAUGCAGAUGAUAUUUAAUGUAAAUAUAUACAUAUAUAUUAUUGUUUGAUUUAGAAGGUUAAAUUCUUAAGAAAAUGUUAUUGGUGCACAAUUUAUUUAAACUUUUAUUUCUGUUUUAACUAAAACAUUAACUUUUCCAGAAAUAUUAAGAGCCUGUAAGUGAAAGAGGGCUGAAUAUAAAGAUUCCAACAUUACUGAUGAGAUGUGGCUGUUUAACCUGAAAUUACAUUUCAGACACUGAACAUUAAAUCAGAUUAAAAAUGUAUGUUGAGACCGAUGAUGUGCCAAGAAGUGCUUUAUUUUAAAUGUUUUCAGACUAUUUACAUUAACACAUUUCACAAAUACCACAGUGUAUUUUUUGUGUUCCUAUUUAAGCUAAUUUUAGCAACAUGUUCAUUCCCACAGAUGUCUCUAAAUGACUUCACUGGUUGUAUUAAAAUUUCUGUUUAGUAGAGAAUUAAUAAACAAAUCUUACAGUUCA